AUGGAUGUUCGUGUACCAAUUUGUCCCAUCUGUGAUAAGCCUGUACCAGUGAAACGAGGUGAUGAUCCUAAUAUUAGAAUGAAUCAACAUAUCCAGAGUAAUUGUUCGGACUUGCAACCCAAAGUUGAUAACACAUGUCGUAAAAAGGGUUGUACAACAAAAAUGUUAGUGCCAAUGCAUUGUCCUGAAUGCGGCCUAUCCUUUUGUGUCAAGCAUCGUUUAGAAAUCGAUCAUCAAUGCCAAGGUAAACCGUCUGCCAAAAAGAACACACAGACACAACAGCCUUCAAGGGUAGAGAUGGAAAGGAAAAGAAAGGAAAGAUUGGAUGUCAAGCAGGAAAUUAGUCGGCUCCAAGUCAAGGCAAAACAAGGGAGAAUUACUGAUACCGAACAGAUCCAAUUGGCGAAACUUUUAUCUUUGAAGGGGGACAAAUCAGGAAAAUGUAUUGUUUGUUAA
Molecule: messenger RNA, 456 nt
Organism: Mucor mucedo
Lineage: Eukaryota; Fungi; Mucoromycota; Mucoromycetes; Mucorales; Mucoraceae
Exons: 5
Coding region: 1-456 (151 amino acids)
Cellular component (GO): cytoplasm
Molecular function (GO): zinc ion binding
Source: RefSeq, a predicted model, not a curated record